UUUGUGAGUAAGUGAAACUCAGACAGUCGUCGUUACCGAGAGGUGAAAUGGCGCAGCAAAGAAAUGAGCUGCAGCGAAAGCGAUUCUGCUGUUCCAUCUGUUUGGACCUUCUGAAUGAUCCAGGGACUCUUCUCUGUGGACACAGCUACUGUAUGAACUGUAUCAAAAGCCACUGGGACAAAGAGGAUGAGAGGAGGAUCUACAGCUGCCCUCAGUGUAGAAAGAUCUUCACACCGAGGCCUGAACUGAUGAAAAGCACCAUGUUAGCAGAUUUAGUGGAGGAGCUGAAGAAGACUGGACUCCACGCUGCUCCUGCUGAUCACUGCUAUGCUGGAGCUGAAGAUGUGGCCUGUGAUUUCUGCACUGGGAGGAAACAUAAAGCUCUCAAGUCCUGUUUGGUUUGUUUGGCCUCUUACUGUGAGGAACAUCUCCAGCCUCAUCAUCAAUCACCUGCAUUUAAGAAACACAAGCUGGUAGAGCCGUCCAAGAACCUCCAGGAGAACAUCUGCCCUCGCCACGAUGAGGUGAUGAAGAUGUUCUGCCGCACUGAUCAGCAGUGUAUCUGUAAUCUCUGCUCUGUGGACGAACAUAAAGACCACGACAUGGUCUCAGCUGCAGCAGAGUGGACACAGAAGCAGAGAGAGCUGGAUCUGAGUCGAGAAGAAAUCCAGCAGAGAGUCCAGGACAUAGACAGAGACGUGAAGGUGCUUCAACAGGAGGUGGAGGCUCUCACUCUCUCUGCUGAUAAAGCCGUGAAGGACACUGAGAAGACAUUCACUGAGAUGAUGCUUCUCCUGCAGAAAAGAAGCUCUGACGUGAAGCAGCAGAUCAGAUCCCAGCAGGAAACUGAAGUGAGUCGAGUCAAAGAUCUUCAGGAGAAGCUUCAGCAGGAGCUCACUGAGCUGAACAAGAGAGAAGCUGAACUGAAGCAGCUCUCACUCACACACGACCACAACCAGUUUCUCCUCAACUACCGCUCACUUUCAGCACUCAGUCCAUCGACACACUCGUCCACCGUCGACGUCCGUCCUCUGAGACACUUUGAGGACGUGACAGUGGCUGUGGCAGAGGUCAAAGGUCAAAUACAGGACGUCCUGACCAAGACGUGGACAAACAUCUCACUGGCUGUGACUCGAGGCGAUGUUUUACUGACAGAUCCAGAACCAGAACCAAAGACCAGAGCUGAAUUCCUCAGAUAUUCACAGGAAAUCACACUGGAUCCAAACACAGCUCACACACAGCUGUUAUUAUCUGAGGGAAACAGGAAAGUGACAUUUAUGGGGAACGAUCAUCCUUAUCCUCGUCACACAGACAGAUUCACUGAUGUGUGUCAGGUCCUGAGUAAAGAGAGUCUGCAUGGACGCUGUUACUGGGAGGUGGAGCGGAGAGGAGGAGGAGUUUCUGUAGCAGUGACUUACAAGAACAUCAGCAGUAUCAACACUGAAGUCUCAGAUGGUUUGUCCUCCAGAGUCGGAGUUUACCUGGACCACAGAGCAGGUCUGUCCUUCUACAGCGUCUCUGACACCAUGACUCUGCUCCACAGAGUCCAGACCACGUUCACUCAGCCUCUCUAUGCUGGAGUCAGGCUUUUUUAUGAUUAUGGAUCCACAGCUGAGUUCUGUAAACUCAAAUAACCUUGAGUUAUGUAAGAAGAAGUGAGUUAAAGGUGUAGAACACAACUUUCAAAGGUAAACAAAUGUCUUUUGGAUUCAAACCACUGUCAAACUCGCUGAUGAAGUCUGUCAGGUCCACACGACUCUCUCUCUCUCUGUGUUUCUCUGCACCAAAGUCCAUAGAGAAAAUCUGUGAUUUUAACAUCACAGCACACAGGAGUCAUUGAUCCACUGCUGCCUCCAUCACUGAGUUCAAAUGUCUUAUUUUGUCACUUCAGUGUUUGAAAUCCUUUGUUCAGACAUUUGCAAAGUAUCAGAUGCUUUGAAGUGUGGUGAUGAAGAGAGGUUAUGGGAAUAUUUGUGUUCUAAGACGGCUAAAUGUGCUGGAAUUAUGGGUAAAAGUGGGUUUUUCUUCAUUUGUAAAUAUCUACAUAUUAUAUAAUUAUAUAUAUAUUAUAUAUAUAUAUAGUGUAGACUUAUAUUGACAUAUCUCAGUUUUUGUGAAGACGUCUGGGCUAACGCGUACAAGAGCUCAUUA
Messenger RNA from Solea solea (common sole), 2151 nucleotides. RefSeq names its product tripartite motif-containing protein 16-like. Bases 48 to 1634 code for a protein of 528 amino acids. The record is from RefSeq and is a predicted model, not a curated record. Gene Ontology annotation, molecular function: zinc ion binding. Lineage: Eukaryota; Metazoa; Chordata; Actinopteri; Pleuronectiformes; Soleidae. The transcript is spliced from 2 exons.